This is a messenger RNA of Capra hircus (goat), 2401 nucleotides long. It is a transcript of the gene RPRD1B, whose product is annotated as regulation of nuclear pre-mRNA domain containing 1B. Lineage: Eukaryota; Metazoa; Chordata; Mammalia; Artiodactyla; Bovidae. The transcript has 7 exons. The record is from RefSeq and is a predicted model, not a curated record. Bases 441 to 1289 code for a protein of 282 amino acids. Gene Ontology annotation, cellular component: RNA polymerase II, holoenzyme. Gene Ontology annotation, biological process: mRNA 3'-end processing. Gene Ontology annotation, molecular function: RNA polymerase II C-terminal domain binding.
CGGGAGAAAGGGUUCCGAUGAGGCUCACUGCGCCGGCGUGCAGGCGCGAGCGGUCAAAGCGCCUUCCGGAGGCCGUCGAGUUGCGCUCUUUUCCCGGUCUGCCGCUCUCGGAGUACUGAAGAGCGAGAUUCAAAGAGGCCUUCAACACUAGAGUGUUUUCUACACUCUGACUCCCCCCACAUCGGUGCCCCACCACUUCUGCGCUUGCCCUUUGACCCUGCGCCCGCGGCGGGGUGAGAGGUCGGUGGCCAUCUUGUGGCGGCUGUGCGGGUGGCUGUUACUGCGGAGACCCAUCCCCUCCCCCUCCGGGCCCCCCGGCCGUCUGUCAGUCCGUAAAGAGUCCCGCAGCGGGUGGAGUGAGGCCCCGGCCUCGUGCCGUCACUCUUGUCGCCGCACUGGGCGGCCUAGGCCGCUCCCUGCCGGGCCUCGCCGCCGCCACCAUGUCCUCCUUCUCCGAGUCGGCGCUGGAGAAGAAGCUCUCGGAGCUGAGCAACUCUCAGCAGAGCGUGCAGACCCUCUCCCUGUGGCUCAUCCACCACCGCAAGCACGCGGGACCCAUCGUCUCGGUGUGGCAUCGCGAGCUCCGCAAAGCCAAAUCAAAUAGAAAGCUUACUUUUCUGUACUUAGCCAACGAUGUCAUUCAGAACAGUAAAAGGAAAGGACCUGAAUUCACAAGGGAAUUUGAAUCUGUCCUUGUGGAUGCUUUUUCUCACGUUGCCAGAGAGGCAGAUGAAGGCUGUAAAAAACCUUUAGAAAGAUUGCUGAACAUCUGGCAAGAAAGAAGUGUGUAUGGCGGCGAGUUCAUCCAGCAGCUGAAGCUGUCUAUGGAGGACUCCAAGAGCCCUCCCCCCAAAGCAACAGAGGAGAAGAAAUCUCUGAAGCGAACUUUUCAGCAAAUACAAGAGGAGGAGGAUGACGACUAUCCUGGAAGCUACUCUCCCCAAGAUCCUUCUGCAGGACCCCUCUUGACUGAGGAGCUGAUCAAAGCUUUGCAGGACCUAGAAAAUGCUGCAUCAGGGGAUGCUACUGUCCGACAGAAAAUUGCUUCUUUACCCCAGGAAGUGCAAGACGUUUCUCUUUUGGAAAAAAUAACAGACAAAGAGGCAGCUGAACGUCUUUCAAAAACAGUAGAUGAAGCAUGUCUGUUACUAGCCGAAUAUAAUGGGCGCUUGGCGGCGGAGCUGGAAGACCGACGCCAGCUGGCUCGGAUGUUGGUGGAGUACACCCAGAACCAGAAAGACGUUUUGUCAGAAAAGGAGAAAAAACUGGAAAAACACCGAAGAGGGUGAAAAAAGAAAAAAGUCGAGCCCCAAAGGAGCCAUAAACCACAGGCGUCCUCUGGCCUAGAGUUGUUACCCAAGACCUUUUACCUGGGAGCUGAGGAAAGAGAAGAGUAUAUUCAGUUCCUGUCAUCAAGGAAGUCGUAUUUUAGAGGAACGCAGAACUCUGACAUGUGGAGAGAGCACCUAAGAGCAGUCCAUUAGGGGCGCGGCGCCCAGGAAGCCAGCGGAGAUGGGGACCAGUGUACUGGACGAGGAGGAAAGAUUUUCCUAGAGAUGCGGGACUCAGCAGUUGGCGAAGGAGCAGAGUCAGGACCUUGCCGAGACCAGGAGAAGAAAGAGAGCCCUUCAGGCUUAGGGGGAUCCUGAACAAACGGCCAGUGCAGGCUCUGGCCCGUGCAGCAUGUGGGCAGGAGCUAAUUUUAGAAGACCUUGCACUCAGAUCAGUCAUGGAGAUGGUGUGGCACCAUGCUUCCCUUUAUCAGAGGAGGGACUUGAUGAAAGCUGGGCUUCUGAAAGAUAAGUCCAGGGGCCUGUUUAGGGGUGACUGCUAGAAGGCCUCAGCAGGGCCUUGCUACAGUGCCUACGUGUGGAACAAGGAAGUCCUGAACCAGGUGGUGGCGGUGGGAAUUUUGAGCUUCUGAAGUCCCUGUCUAUGAAGAUGCUAACUCUGGGUUAAUCUAAGUUUAACAUAGAAAAUACAGUUAGCUCUAGAGUGGUUUUCCUAGUCAUGUCUAGGUGGAGCCUUCAGAAUAAUUGUAAAGCUCAAGCAUUAUUUUAUCUUACGAAGUAUUUUGAAAUAGAUAAGCACCAAAGACACUACAAAUACAAAACAUCACUUUUUACUUCCAGAUCUCAAGCACUCAGUUAAAUACCAUUUAAUUCACUAUCGCCAAUAUCAAACUCUAGAGCUUUCGUUUUUUGUGUAAAGUCUUGCUUUUGAGCAUUUGAAAACCUGAGCCUGGUAGCCUAGCUGAAUGUGUGAGGGGCUUUCUGGUCAGGAGCACACACACUAGGAGGCUGAGAGUAUCUGUAUCAGCUCCUUAACGUAACUGCAUUGUCUCCUCAGGAAUAUAAACAGAAGCUUGUUUUCUCUUUGUCCUUAACAUAACUCUUUGUCU